This is a messenger RNA of Acinonyx jubatus (cheetah), 1546 nucleotides long. Its product is annotated as translation initiation factor IF-2-like. Bases 1 to 681 code for a protein of 226 amino acids. The transcript is spliced from 4 exons. Lineage: Eukaryota; Metazoa; Chordata; Mammalia; Carnivora; Felidae. The record is from RefSeq and is a predicted model, not a curated record.
AUGCCGCUCAGCCGCCAUAGCAGCCGCCGCGUCUCAGCCGCCGCCGCAGCCGCACCGCCGCCGCUCAGUCGCCACCGCAGCCGCAGUAGCAGCCGCAGCAGGCGCAGCAGCAACCGCCACUCAGCCGCCGUAGCCGCCGCAGUAGCAGCCGCAGCCGGCGCAGCCGCCGCCACUCAGCCGCCGCAGCCGCUGCCGGCGCAGUCGCCGCCACAGCCGCCGCCUCAGACGCCGCUCAGCCGCCAUAGCAGCCGCCGCCUCUCAGCCGCCGCCGCAGCCGCACCACAGCCGGCGCAGCCGCCGCCGCCCCAGCAGGCGCAGCAGCAGCCGCCGCCUCGGCCCGGAAGCGAUGUAGCCGCGCCCGGCCCGAGCCCCCGCGGGCCGCCGCUGCCGCUGCCGUUGAACCGCACGAAGCAGCUCGCCAACCAGACCGUGGGCAGAUUGGCAGAGGAUUUCACGGACUCCACAGACCUCUUCAAGCCCACGGCCAAGAACCCCGGGCUAGUUCCUGGAGAGAUGUGUAGUCACGGCCCCCACGCUAGAAACACAUCUGUGGAGAAGCACUGUUUACAGGUGUCUACCUCCCGUGUAGGUGGGUGGUGUUCCGCUGUUCUCCAGAACACACACUUGACGUCUGUGAGAGCUUUCCCCAGAAAAGCUGAGAUGGGAUAUUCUCCACGAUGAGAUCUGGCGAUCACAUGAAAUUACUUUCCCUGAAUAAUCGGCUUCUUUUGAUAGUUAGUCCGUUCCAUAAUGUUUUCAGAGCUUUUAGGUGAGGGCUUAAGAAAACGAAGACUCCUGUGGGGCAGCUGGAGUCUAGCAAAGAGUAACUGGACUUGAGUCCGUGUGGUGCCCCAGCUCUCUGUCUGACCUUGGCCGCCUGAGCCUCCCAGCUGCGCUCCCACGCUGGUGAGACGGGGCUCCUGCUACCACCUGGGAACCGGCCCUGGGAGAUUUAAGAAGGCGGCAUGAGGUAAGGAGGCGUCAGAAGACAGGGCGGAAACAGUAUGAAACAACAGGUUAGCACUGGAAAAAGUAGGCGGGUUAGAUUGUACCUCACCGUUAGGGGCCAAAGUCGAUUCCAAAUGGAUGAAGAGUUUCAAGUGAAAACCCAGAACCACAGAACGGAGGAAAAGAUGGAAAGUUCUUCACGCUGUGGCAUAAGAGUAUAGAGAAUGAACAAUAAAAGAUAACCACGCAAAUAAAACCGCCAUUAUAAACUUAACCACACAAGAAUUAAACUUCUGUCUGCCUAUCUCAUAAUUACAAUUAUGGCCAAUGACUAGGUGGAAACAGGAGCAGCCACAACGGAGCAUUAAGAUCUUUAAUGUAUAAAGCUGUGUUAUCGAUCAGUUGAAAGAAGUGCACGACGGGGGCACCCGGGUGGCUCAGUUGGUCGAGCGUCUGACUCUUGAUUUCAGCUCAGGUCCUGAUCCCAAGGUCAUGGGAUCAAGUCCCAUGUUGGGCCCCACACUGAGCAUGGAACCUGCUUAAGAUUCCCUCCCUCCCUCUCUCUCUCUCUCUCUCUCUCUCUCUCUUCCUCUUCCUC